UCAAAUUUUUUUUUCUUUCCCCAAAAAAACCCUACCGUCCCAAAAUGUAUGAACGAGCGAGUUGUUGAGUGGACUCGCCAAUGUCACCUUGGCCGUUCUUCGAGAUCGCAGAGACUCAAAAUAUAUUCUCUUUCGCUUCUCUUUGAAUUUGAAUUGCACAGAUGAUGAAUAGCGGUUCAAAAGCAGCGUUUUUUAUGCCUCAAAGCAAUUGUUUUCAGUUGCGGGCUGCUCUUUUUCAUUCUACUCCUGUCCUCGAACGCAAAAGAGGCAAUUUUUGGGAUGCUAGACCUAAUGGUCAUCCACGUAGGUCAUCUAAGUGGCAGAGGAAGCAGGCAUUAUUGCGGAACAUCGGUGUUUACACAGACUACUUUUUCGAGAACUGGAGGAAUGAUUCUGAAGAAGACGAUCCUUCUCCAAGUAGAGGUACUUCAUGGUUCAGAAAGCAAUACUCUAGAGGAUCUAGACGUAACCGGACUGGGAACCAGGGAGCCUGGCGUUCAGGUAAAAAAGGUUUCCAGUUUUGUGAAGACGAUAUUGAUGUUGAAAACAUCUUCCGAUCUAUGUUUGGUGGGAACCGAUACUUCUACUGGUCUUUUAUAAAUGGAGGGAAUCCUCAAUGGAGGAGUUCAUCUAGCUACUCUAAUUACUAUGGAAGGAACUGGAGAUACCGGGUUGAAUAUGAUCAUGAUUCUUCAACUGAGUCAGAUGAUAAUGUGGAUUCAAAUUUGGCUUCAGAGAGGAUUGCUCUUGGGCUGAAUGCUUCUGGUCCUCUUAAACUUGAAGAUGUUAAAAAUGCAUAUCGGGCAUGUGCACUGAAAUGGCAUCCAGAUCGUCACCAGGGCUCUUCUAAGGCAAUUGCGGAGGAAAAGUUCAAGCAUUGCAGUGCAGCAUAUCAAUCUCUAUGUGAUAAGCUGGGCACGGCUUAGAGAUUGUCCUAAGCAUAUUAGUCUAUACAUGACCUCUAGACGCACGCUGCAAUUCCCUCGGCCAUGCAGGUUGAUUUAAUGUACUCUGGAAAACUUUUAUUGAAUUUUCAUUGCUUGUGAGUUUGGUGCGAUGUUGCUGGAAUUAGCACAUUCCAACCACAGGUGUACGUAUGAAAUAAUCACCAAAUGAUGGCAGUAGCAUGCCCUUUUUAGUCGCUAAAUGUAUUAUUAAAAAGUUCCCAAUUUAUAAAUUCAAGUUAGGUUUAGCACAUUGCAGAGCUCUCUAUUGCACCAUUGUAUUAUAUUAUAUGAAUGGCAUUUCAAUAUUUAGUUCUUUUGGUGCAUUAAAA
Jatropha curcas is the source of this 1276-nucleotide messenger RNA. Lineage: Eukaryota; Viridiplantae; Streptophyta; Magnoliopsida; Malpighiales; Euphorbiaceae. The record is from RefSeq and is a predicted model, not a curated record.